UAAUUAAACCACUAGUGAGGACCAGAGACUUAUUUUUCUCUUCCCUGAACACAAACAGAAGCACCAUUGCUGAAGCAAAACACAAGACAAGACAAGACAAUGUUUCCUCUCAAUCCCAACCACUUGCCCAAAUCAGUGUCCUCCCUCUUCUCAGCCUACGCUUCCUUCACAGCAUUCAAGUUCUUGAUCCAGACCGUUGUCAAUGAGCUCAAAGAGUUCAUUCCCCCCUGGGUUCGAUCAUACAUAUACUCAAAGCUUCGAAAAUACUUCUUCAAACCUCGCCCAAACGAUAAGCUCACUCUUGUCAUCAACAAGAACAUCGGCAUGGCGCCCAACGAAGUCUACGACAAGGUGGAGGUCUACCUCGGAUCCAAGAUUAGUCCCUCCGAUUCGCGACUCGAACUGAGCAAGACGAGCAAGCAGAAGAGUGUCAGCCUCGCCAUUGAGAAAAGAGGCCAAGAUGUCCAGGACACAUUCGAUGACAUUGACCUCCGGUGGACCUACGUGGCCAAAUCAUCAAAGAAGUGCAGACCCAAUAAGUUCAGGCCUCCUAGUCCUGGUGAUGAUGGAGAAGAGGAAUCUCACUACUGGAGCUUUGAGUUAAGUUUCGAUAGGAAACACAGAGCCCAAGUGAUAGACUCCUACAUGCCCUAUGUCCUUGCUCAAGCUGAGUCCAUUAAACAAGGGGAAAGGGUUCUGAAGCUUCAUAGCACCGGCAGGGAACAAUAUGGGCCAUCCAAGAGUUGCAUAGAUCUCGUGCACCCUGCAACUUUCGAGACGAUGGCAAUGGAUCCAGAACUCAAGAAGAUGAUUAUAGAUGACUUGGAUAGGUUCGUCAAGAGAAGGGAGUUGUAUAAGAAGGUUGGCAAGGCUUGGAAGAGAGGGUAUUUGUUGUAUGGUCCACCCGGUACUGGAAAAUCGAGCUUGAUUGCAGCCAUGGCAAAUUAUCUCAAGUUUGAUAUAUAUGAUCUGGAGCUUUCUAGCAUUUACGGCGACUCUGAAUUGAGGAGGGUUUUACUUUCUACAUCAAAUCGUUCUAUUGUGGUCGUGGAGGACAUUGAUUGCAGUGUGCAAAUCAAAAAUCGGGAAUCAGCUCAGCCUUCUAAAAUCCCACCAACUCAUCCAAGCAGGGACUGCAAGUUCACCCUAUCGGGUCUACUGAACUUCAUAGAUGGUCUGUGGUCGUGCUGCGGCGAUGAACGAAUAAUUGUGUUCACCACCAAUCACAAGGAGAGACUAGACCCUGCAUUGUUGCGUCCUGGUCGAAUGGACUUGCACAUUCACUUGUCAUAUUGCACCCCAAGUGGGUUCAGAAUCUUAGCCUCUAACUACCUUGGCAUUCAUGAAAGCAGCCCUCAUCACCUCUUUGGAGAAAUUGAAAGCUUAAUAGAGAGCACAGAGGUCACCCCUGCAGCUGUAGCUGAGGAGCUUAUGAAGAGUGAUGAUGCAGAUGUUGUUCUAGAAGGGCUUGUCAAAUUCCUCAAAGAAAAGAAGGCUGCAGAUGAUAAAAUGAAGUCAAAAAAGGCUAAAAAAGCUGAGCAGGAAAGGAUGAAGAAAGCAGAGGAGGAAGGGAGUAAAAGUGGAGAGGAGGAAGGAACUAAUAAAGCAGAGGUUGGAGGGAGUAAAAAAGGAAAUGAGGAAGCCACUAAGAAAGCAGAGGAGGUAGGGACUGAAAAAGGAAAGGAGGAAGGGACUAACAAAACAGAGAGUCAGGAAAGGGAUGAGGAUGUGAACACAAACUGCUACCUCCACCCUCAUUUUCUCAGCAAUCCUAGCACAAUGUUUGCUUCCAAUCCCACAGCUAUGCCCACCACAGCCUCGACUAUGUUCUCGGCCUACGCCUCAUUUGCUGCCUCAAUGAUGCUGGUCCGUUCCAUAACGGACCAGCUCAUCCCAGGGCUGCUCCGAACCUACAUUUCCUCAUCCCUCAGGCACCUAUUCACCCCUCUCUCCACCACCUUGACUGUCGUCAUCGAAGAGUACGAUGGCAUCAUCGCCCGGAAUGAAGUCUUUGACGCGGCGGAGCUCUAUCUCCGGGCCAAGAUCAGUCCUCUCACAGAACGUCUCAGGGUCAGCAAAACUCCUAAGCAAAAGGCCAUCAGCUCCGCCAUUGAUAAAAACCAAGAGCUAGUGGACACAUUCGAGAACAUGAAGCUCAAGUGGAAAUUUGUGUGUGUAGAGCCCAAAAAUGGUGGACAUUACUCUUAUGAUAAGCGUCACUACGACCUGAGCUUCCACAGAAAGCACAAGGAGAAAGUGAUGGAGUGUUACUUGCCAUAUGUGUUAGCUAAGGCCAAGGCCAUUAAGGAAGAGGAGCAAUUUUUGAAGCUCUUCACCCUCGACCGCGAUGAGAACUCUCGCGGUUCGGGGUUGUGGAAGUCCAUUAAUCUGGAGCACCCCUCCACCUUUGACACAGUGGCGAUGGAGCCGGAGAUGAAGAAGAGGAUUAUUGAAGAUUUGGACAGGUUUGUGAGGAGGAAAGAGUUUUACAAGAAGGUGGGGAAGGCUUGGAAGAGGGGCUACUUGCUUUAUGGUCCUCCGGGGACCGGGAAAUCGAGCUUGAUUGCGGCAAUGGCGAACUAUUUGAAUUUUAGUAUCUAUGAUUUGGAGCUGAGCAGCAUUUCCAGCAACACUGAGUUGAGGAAGGCCUUGCUGUCUACGUCGAAUCGGUCUAUAUUGGUGAUAGAGGAUAUUGAUUGCUCUGUGGAAAUCCAAAACAGAGAGGCAGAGGAGGGUGCUUUUCAGAGUAAUAAGUCCAAAAAGAUGUUGACGCUUUCGGGGUUGUUGAACUUUAUUGAUGGUUUGUGGUCGAGUUGUGGUGAUGAGAGGAUCAUAGUGUUCACAACAAACCAUAAGGAUCGGCUUGACCCGGCAUUGCUGCGUCCAGGGCGAAUGGACAUGCACAUUAACAUGUCCUAUUGCACUGCAGGGGGUUUUAACACACUUGCUUCGAACUAUCUUGGCAUUCAUCGCAGCAACCGUCACAGGCUUUGUGGCGAAAUUGAAGGACUAAUUGAAAGCAGUGAGGUCACUCCUGCAGAGGUUGCUGAGGAGCUAAUGAGGAUCGAUGAUGCUGAUGUUGCUCUUGAAGGACUAGUGAGCUUGCUCAAGAGAAAAAAAGUUGAGAGAAAUGAAGCAAAGGAGGAGGCGAGUAACAAAAUUGAGAUUCAAUAUGUAAAGAGGCAGAAAACCGAGCCAAAUGUUAAUGGUGACAAUCAAAACAUGUUGAGCUGAAUUAAUAGAAGCAGAGUGACUACUAAAGGUUGGAUCUGCAAGUAUGUUUCUAUAGGAACUUUUGUAGAAUUUGAACAAGCUGUGAUUCUGAACAAUCAAACUGUUCUGUUUUAGGGUAACUUAUUUACUAUCAAACUACAAACUAAUAUGUGUAGGCAUCUU
Rosa chinensis is the source of this 3396-nucleotide messenger RNA. RefSeq lists its product as uncharacterized. Bases 100 to 3234 code for a protein of 1044 amino acids. Lineage: Eukaryota; Viridiplantae; Streptophyta; Magnoliopsida; Rosales; Rosaceae. Gene Ontology annotation, molecular function: ATP hydrolysis activity; ATP binding. The transcript is spliced from 4 exons. The record is from RefSeq and is a predicted model, not a curated record.